Messenger RNA from Daphnia pulicaria, 2522 nucleotides. Its product is annotated as importin subunit alpha-5-like. The coding region runs from base 312 to 2171 and encodes 619 amino acids. NCBI's taxonomy places the organism in Eukaryota, Metazoa, Arthropoda, Branchiopoda, Diplostraca, Daphniidae. The record is from RefSeq and is a predicted model, not a curated record. The transcript is spliced from 8 exons. Gene Ontology annotation, molecular function: protein binding; nuclear import signal receptor activity. Gene Ontology annotation, cellular component: nucleus. Gene Ontology annotation, biological process: NLS-bearing protein import into nucleus.
GUCUCCAUGUGUUUGUCACUUCCGUGAUUCAAGAGAAUUGGACAAAACAUCAACUAUCAAAAUGACAACUGAAGCAAAUCCCACCCUGUUGAAGGACAUCAAUCAUAAUUGCAGAGGAUAUGAGGUGAACUCUGAGUUGCAGAAAGCCAAGAAAGAAGAUGACUUGCUGAAGCGACACAAUCUUGAAAUCGAUGAUGAGCCCCUCAGCCCUUUUCAAGAACAAAAUUGUAUUGCUACAGACAACAUGAGCAUUGAGGAUGUAGAUAAUGGUAUCAACAGUGGUGAAGAAAGCAAGGAAAUGACUGCAACCCAUGCUGGAUGCAUGUAAAAUCCUCACCAGGGAAUGUGAGUCACCCAUUGACAUCCUCAUCAAUGCCAAUGUUGUUCCGAGGCUGAUAGAAUUCCUCAGUCGUGUCAACAACCCUCAUCUUCAGUUAGAGUUAGCAAGGGCUCUCACCAACAUUGUGUCAGGAACAUUUGAUCAGACCAAAGCUGUUGUCAAUGCUGGGGCUGUUGCUGGUUUUGUGUCUUUGUUGGGUUCAUCUCAUCCAGUUGUGGCCUUACAAGCUGUCCGGGCUCUCGGCAUUAUUGCUAGAGAUGGAACAGAGCUAAAUACACACAUUACGGAGCAAGGCACUCUUAAUCCCUUAAUCAACUUGAUUAAACCGGACACUUCAUCAACUACAUUAUUGCGCAGUGUAGCUUGGACUUUGUCCAACUUGUGUCGUAACGAGUACAGUCCACUCAGUAUCUAUACAAUCCGACAUCAGCUUCUUCCCGCCCUGGCCCACCUUCUCAACAGCAACGACAAGGAGAUUGUCGCCUCCGCUUGCAUGGCUCUGUCUCACCUCAUUGAUUAUGAUAACUAUUCACCAGCAAUCAAGAAAGCAAUUAAAAACCCAGAAGAACGAUUGCGAGCCAUUAUCGACGCCGGAGUCGUUAAUCGGCUCGUUGCUUUGUUGGUUAGCAACGAAGAGGACGUCUUCAAUCAAAGUCUGUUGAUAAUCAAAGAUAUUACGACGUGGUUGGACCCAGAAGAUGGACAGGCGGAGGCUUUUGCCAGUUCUACUUCGGGAUUUAUUUUUUUAUUGAGUUCGAAUAAUCCAGAUGUGGUCGAAACAGCUGUCUGGGUUCUCGGUGUUGUUGCCGAAUCUAAUGCAGAGGCAAGAGACGAGGUAAUAAAGCAAGGCAUUAUAAAACCUUUGGUCAGUCUCAUCAAACCCGACACUUCAGUUGAAUUGUUGAGCGACGUCACUUGGACUUUAUUCAAAUUGUGUAAAUAUCAUAAACAUCUACCCAGUGUCCCUGCAGUCCGACAGCUUCUUCCCGUCCUGGUCCAACUCAUCCACAACGACGACGAUGACAUUUUUGACACCGCUUGCCAGGCUCUGGACUUCCUCACUGAAGGCGACGAGAUAAUUCAAGAACUUGUCGACGCCGGAGUCGUCCCUCGGCUCGUCGCGUUGUUAAACCACAAUAAAGCUAUGUUAUUCUCUCCUUUGAAUACAAUAAGCAAAAUCGUCUCAGGCAGUACUACUCGAACCGAUCUCGUCCUGUCUGCUGGUAUCUGCCCGUUGUUGGCCAAGUUGCUUGUUCGUUCCGAUAUGUUAAUCAUUCAUUAUGCUGUCAAGACCGUGUCUAAAAUUGCUGCAGGCAAUGUAACACAGAUUCAAGCUCUCGUUACCAACAACGUUAUUCGUCCGCUGGUGGACGUGCUGAGCAAUGUCGACUUCCAAUGGCAAAAGCAAGCAGCUCGAGCCAUUACCAACAUCGCUUGUGGGGGCAAUGUCGAGCAGAUCGCUUUGUUGUAUGAGUUUGGUGCCAUUGCUCCACUUUGCACUUACAUACUGGAGACCAAGGAACCCAAGAGGGCCAAGACUAUCGUUGUCGAGUUGGAUGGCUUGGCUAAUAUUUUGGCCGCUGCCGAGAAAAUGAGCGAAUGUGCGAAAGUGUCUCUUCACGUCAAAGAGCGUGGUCUCCUGGAUCGCAUUGGAGUUUUGCUUAGGCACGACGACAUUAAGAUUCAUCCCAAGUCGCUGGCUAUUUUGGAGCGAUACUUCUCUACUAACGGGGAUGAAGAUUAUAAGUUGGUGCCAUGUACAUCGCAGAGUAGCAAUUACGAAUUCAACACCCAGCCAUCUCAAGCCCCCGAAGGCGGUUUCUCAUUAUAAAUUUGUAAAUCUAAAAUUAUUUUUUCUGCAAAUUCAGGGUCCAUAUAUUCUUCACCAACGCUAUCCUAACCAUGAGUUUUGGUCUUUUCUUCAAAGUUUUUUUUUUCUAAUUUUUUGAAAUUCAAAGUUGCCAUGCACGACGUCUUCUUUCCUCUUUCUCUACAGAACAACUCGAUCACAGCUGUGCAUUUGAUUCGUUUGAUUUUGUCGUGCUAGUUUUUUUUUGUAUUUGAAAUUUGUAUCCUAAUUGCAGGUCGUCGAUUGCUUCCAGGUUAUCCAUGUCCGUUGAAAUUUAUAGAUUAUGUAGAUAAUAUGCUGCCGAAAUAAAAACAAAUGCUUUUCAUAAAUGAA